AUGUCGCGAAACAUCUGCAUCACAGCCGUCGACGGCAACACGGGCUUCCUAAUUGCGGAGCUGAUCCUCAAGCACCGCGACUUUUCCCGCAAAGUCACCAACGUUGUCGGCCUCACCCUUCACCCGGAAUCAGAAAAAACCCAGGAACUUAAAUCCCUCGGCGCCAAAAUCGUCCCUCACAAGCCUGGCCGUCUUCGUACCAUGGCCAAGGCCCUCCAAGAUACUGGCUGCGACACCAUUUGUCUCGUUCCUCCUACUCAUGAACAUAAACUGGAGAUCACCGAGGAGCUUAUCCAUGCAGCGAAGAGGGCGGACGUGCCGAACGUGCUGCUAAUUAGUUCGGCGGGGUGUGAUUACGCUGAGAGGGGAAAGCAACCCAGGUUGAGAGAGUUCAUUGAUUUGGAGGCGCUUGUUAUGGAGGCCAAAGGGGACCCGAACGUUUCUACUGGACAUUCGCCCUGUGUUAUUCGGGCCGGCUUCUAUGCCGAGAACCUUCUUCUGUACUCUAAACAGGCGAAAGAAGAAGGCGUUCUCCCACUUCCCAUUGGAGAAAACCACAAAUUCGCCCCAGUUGCACUUGGUGACGUUGCCCAAGUUGCUGCUCAUGUCUUGACUGGAAAGGGCAAGAAUGGAUUUGACGACCGCCACCGAGGUCAGAUGAUGGUGGUCACUGGCCCAAUGCUCUGCGCAGGAGAGGAACUCGCUGCCGCUGCCAGCAAGGCCCUCGGAACCGAACUUCAAUUUGAAAACAUUUCUCAUGCCGAAGCGAAACGAGCGCUCAAAUCCCAAUCUGAAUUGGAUCCAUCAGAGCAGCAGUAUCUUCUCGAGUACUACAGUCUUGUCAAAGAGGGCAAAACCAACUACAUCUCAACCACAGCUUUUCACGAUGUAACCGGCGAGCAUCCCACAGAACCAGAGAAUUUCUUCAAGAUUUAUGAGGGUGAGAUGAGACCUAAAAAGAAGGCCAAACAUGAACAUAAGUGA
Fusarium coffeatum is the source of this 984-nucleotide messenger RNA. RefSeq lists its product as uncharacterized. The transcript has 5 exons. The record is from RefSeq and is a predicted model, not a curated record. NCBI's taxonomy places the organism in Eukaryota, Fungi, Ascomycota, Sordariomycetes, Hypocreales, Nectriaceae. The coding region runs from base 1 to 984 and encodes 327 amino acids.